Molecule: messenger RNA, 504 nt
Organism: Sinocyclocheilus grahami
Lineage: Eukaryota; Metazoa; Chordata; Actinopteri; Cypriniformes; Cyprinidae
Product: anoctamin-3-like
Exons: 3
Molecular function (GO): protein dimerization activity
Source: RefSeq, a predicted model, not a curated record
GUAUGCACACCAGUAUCAGUGAGAUUUUGAAGGAGAAAACGCUAAAGUCGUCUCGCCGCAGUUUGCCGUGUCUGGCUCAGAGUCAGACGCAUCCUCAGAACCUCAAUCACUUCCUGUCUGUGCCUCUGAGUCCUGAACCCAAAACAUACACUCACAACGUCAGUGCCUCCUGCACACACAUCACACCUCCUCCCACAGACACUAGUCAGGAUGUCUAUAUGGAAGAGAGGGAGGCGGGGGAGCUUGAGCCUAAAACAGAUGAAACAUUACAUGUCCAGCAGAAGCCAGUGUCCAGAGCAAAGCUAGAGGCCCGCACAGACUCCAUACAGGGGAACAAUUUAGAAAACCCCUCAGGAUUGAUGUUUAGAGAUGGGAAGAAGCGCAUUGACUAUAUAUUAGUCUAUAAGAAAUCCAGCCCUCAGGUGGAGAAGAGGUGCACAUUUGAGAGGAACCUGCGGGCGGAAGGUCUAAUGCUGGAGAAGGAGGUACAGAACAAUGACAGUG